UUGUAUCACAUUUCUCACAAACACACUCAAACAUAAGAAAAAAAGAAGUCGAGAAUGAAAUUUGCUUUGAACGUACCAAUGAUUUUUAUUGUGUUUUUCUUUUUGUUUCAAAGCUCACAUAGUUCUAAUUUUAUCUCUAAAUCUUGCAAGGAGGCCUCGAAGAUUAACCCACCAUUAAGCUAUGAUUUUUGUGUUGCAGCCCUUGAAGAAACCUCCUCUAACUUGCAACCACCACCCACCACCCUCGAAGAUCUUGUGGGCAUUUCAGUUCAACUUGCCAAGUCCAACGGAACCAACGUGCUUUCCAUCAUUUCAAAGCUCUUGAAGGACAAAAGUUUUGAUCAAUACACGAAGGGAUGCUUACAAAGUUGCUCUGAUUUUUACUUGCAGUCCCUUAAGUUUUUAGAUGAUGCCAUCGUUGCUUUCAAGUCCAAGAAUUUCUCCCAAGCUGCAGACAUUUUGAGCUAUGCCACCACUCAGUGUGUAAUGUGUGACGACAGUUUCGAGGAAAGGAAAACAAAAUCUCCUUUAAAAACGGAAAACCAAGUCUAUUGGGAACUUGAUAUAAUAUCUCUUACUUUCGUUAACAUGCUUCGUCAACAUCGCAAAGCUUAAAGCAUGUCAUAGAAUCAUAAUAAUAAUAAUAAUACACUCAAUGUUCUAAUCGGAGAAUGUUAUAAAAGUGAGUGUCAUGCUUUUUUUCCAA
Molecule: messenger RNA, 706 nt
Organism: Vigna unguiculata (cowpea)
Lineage: Eukaryota; Viridiplantae; Streptophyta; Magnoliopsida; Fabales; Fabaceae
Product: putative invertase inhibitor
Molecular function (GO): enzyme inhibitor activity
Source: RefSeq, a predicted model, not a curated record